AAGAGGUAGAGCUCCAUUUGGGCUGUCAGACUGUUGGUUUUCAUAAAAGUUGGGUCUGGAUACGCGCUUCAACCUGUAGAACUACUGUGAUCUUUAGAAGGUAAAGAGAUUAGUUGAAAGAUGUAGAGGGAAGCCUUAACUGCAGGAUUUUUUUUAGACUUAUUAAGAACAAAAGUGGGAGAAUUUACCAAGUUUAAGCCCAAUAAACAUGGUGGGAUCAAGUGUCUCCGAGAUCCUUUUUAUCUCUGUCAAUCGCAGCAUCACUUUGAUGGGAAAGGUGUGGCUCAUUGUGAUGAUCUUCCUCCGAGUCCUGAUCCUCCUCUUCGCCGGUUACCCUCUCUACCGGGACGAGCAGGAGAGGUUCGUCUGUAACACCAUCCAACCCGGUUGUGCCAACGUCUGCUACGAUCUUUUCUCUCCCGUCUCCCUCUUCCGCUUCUGGCUGUUGCAGCUCGUCACCCUGUGUCUGCCUUACAUCAUCUUCGUAAUCUACGUCAUCCAUAAGGUGUCCAACGCACUCUCUGCGGCUCUGAACUCAACCGGACACGUCAAAACCUUUCAGCUGUUCAAGCCCCACAGGGAGAAGUUUAACCAGAUGCGUUUGAACAAGGUGGCUGAGCAGAGAGGAGGGCCGCGGUCCUUCGCUGGAGCCUACAUCCUCCAUCUGCUGUUCAGGACGCUGCUGGAGGCCGGCUUUGGGGCAGCUCAUUAUUACAUGUUCGGUUUCUACAUCCCCAAGAGGUUCCUGUGCCAACAUGUUCCAUGCACCACCCAGGUGGACUGCUACAUCUCCAGACCCACAGAGAAGACAGUGAUGCUCAACUUCAUGCUCGCUGUGGCUGCUCUGUCCCUUUUCCUCAACGUUCUGGAUUUCAUUUGGGCCAUCAAGCGAUCACUAAAGCACAGCAAGAGGAGGAUGACAGUAGAGAAAAUAUUUGAGGAGGAACGCUGCUUUCUCUCAGAUGGAGUGGAGUCCUCCGGCAUGGAUGCAAAAUCAUCUCCUACUCUGCAAAACCUGGAGGCGCAACUUGGGAAAACGGAAAGUUUCCGGAAGAGGCGCGGUAGUAAAACCUCUCGAGGAGGAGAGACAUUGUAUUCAGGUCAAGAGGCAUCUACCCUGGAGCGUUGCUCUCACCCUUCAGGACCUCCAUGCUGUAACAGUGGUAACAACGACAUCUUGAUCUCCCAAGAGGAAGUUCUAGAGAGGAAUGGCAGUGAGGUGGCCCUCUGCCCCCAGGAGACUCUGGGAACUCCGAGAUCCAUAAGAGUCAGCAAACGAAGCCGACUCAAACCUCCACCUCCACCUAGGCUGGACAUCAGGCUACCAUCUGGGGAGCUGGUACCCCCAGUCAGGGAUAUUUCCACGAAGACAGCAGUCUGUACCAGGGGGGGUCAAUAUUCCCUGUUUGAACUGGGAAACGGUGUUGAACUUCAAAGCAGUGAAGGUGGGCAGGAGAAAAGGUCUGAGUGGGUUUGAGUUUUUAGGCAAUCUCUAAAAAACGUUAACACAUACCAUAAAAUAUAAUGAGAGAUGCACCAACCAGGGAUUUGUAGCUCAGAAUGUGAUCUCAGAUCCCCUGAAAGGGAUUUUUAGUCUGUCCAAAUUUCUCUUUAGAAAUGUGCAGAUUGUUAAAUGCUGUCGAUCCUGCAACAGGGAAUCAUAAUUGGGUGAACUGGGAUCAGAGAUGUUACACUUUUGAUAUUCGUUUGGGUAAAAUGACUCCAAGACAGGUAUUUGAUGAUGAUCCGUUGAUUGUGGAUGGAGGAUCCUUUUGCUAUCCAAACAAGUCGGCUACAAAACCACCAAUAUUGCAAAAUGUCUAAAUAACUGUCAUUACUUGUACCUGAUAGUUCUUAUGCAUGGUUUGUUUACUCAAUUAAAAAAAAGGGUCGGAUUUUUCCCAGAUCCCAUUGGUUAGGUUGGUAUCAAGCUGCUAAUCGAUCUCUUGACAUGCUUUGAUAUAAUCCAUUUUGUUGUUGUUUUUCUUA
Messenger RNA from Cyprinodon variegatus (sheepshead minnow), 1989 nucleotides. RefSeq names its product gap junction protein delta 4 (gene gjd4). Gene Ontology annotation, biological process: cell communication. The transcript is spliced from 2 exons. The record is from RefSeq and is a predicted model, not a curated record. The coding region runs from base 209 to 1477 and encodes 422 amino acids. Lineage: Eukaryota; Metazoa; Chordata; Actinopteri; Cyprinodontiformes; Cyprinodontidae. Gene Ontology annotation, cellular component: connexin complex.